This is a messenger RNA of Dreissena polymorpha, 2541 nucleotides long. RefSeq names its product transmembrane emp24 domain-containing protein 2-like. NCBI's taxonomy places the organism in Eukaryota, Metazoa, Mollusca, Bivalvia, Myida, Dreissenidae. Gene Ontology annotation, cellular component: Golgi apparatus; COPII-coated ER to Golgi transport vesicle; endoplasmic reticulum. The record is from RefSeq and is a predicted model, not a curated record. Gene Ontology annotation, biological process: intracellular protein transport; Golgi organization; endoplasmic reticulum to Golgi vesicle-mediated transport.
AUUUAUGGUCCAGAUGAUAAGGUUAUUCAUUCAGUUGAGAGAGAAUCUUAUGGUGAUUAUAAAUUUGCUGCCCAUAUGGAUGGCGCCUACAGAUACUGCUUCAGCAACAAGAUGUCAACUAUGACCCCUAAAGUGGUCAAGUUUACUGUGGACCUUGGAGAUAAACCCAAGCAAGAAGAAAACAUGGAUGGAGAUGAGCAUCAUAACAAGUUAGCAGAGAUGAUUAAUGAACUGUCCAACUCUCUCACUGGUGUCAAGCAUGAGCAGGAGUACAUGGAAGUUAGAGAGCGAACACACAGAGCAAUCAACGACAACACCAACUCCCGUGUCGUUUUGUGGUCCUUUUUUGAAGCUUUGGUUCUGGUGGCCAUGACCCUUGGACAAGUUUACUAUCUGAAGAGAUUCUUCGAAGUUCGACGAGUAGUGUAGUGGUUAUACCUGAAAUUUUCUUAGGAUAACAAAUUACAAUAUAUCUUUAUCUAUUGCUCAUAAUAUAUCCUGCUCUUAGUUUUUCAUUUGAUGUCUUUUCUUGCAUCGUUGAACUAAACAUUCUAAACUUAAUGUUUUUCAUCCAUAAGCAGUUUCUUGGUGAAAUAUUUAAUUUGAAAACAAGUACAAACUCAAAUUGAUUGUGUAUGUUAUUAUUACAAGACAUUGAUGUUUAGUCAGUUUUGCACACUUUGAAACUACAUUAAUAUUGGUAUGUGUGCCUUGAAAUUUUAGUGUAUAAUAAGUCAUAGAAUUGUGUGAGCUAUUGUAAGUCUUUUUAUACGCCCGUUUUGAAAAAACGCCCAUUUUGAAAAAACGGGACGUAUUAUAGUUUUACCCUCGGCGGCGGGCGGUGGCGUCCACAGCAGUGUCUGCUCUCUAAAUAAUUCAAAUAGUUUUCAUCCUUUCUUCACCAAACUUGGUCAAAAGUUGUUUCUAGACAAUAUCAAGAUUGAAUAUGGGUCAUGCCAGGUCAAAAACUAGGUCAGGGGGUCACUUAGUGCAUUUCAAGGAUUUAGCAUGGUGUCUGCUCUCUAAUUGAAGUAGUUUUCAUCCGAUCUUCAUCAUAUUUGGUCAGAAGUUGUGUUUAAAUGAUAUCAAGGUCAAGUUAAAAUAUGUGUCAUGCCUGGUCAAAAACUAGGUGACGUAGUGCAUUUCAAGCAUGUAGCAUGGUGUCCAAAACCUUCAAACGGGCGUAUCUUGUGACAGUUUGGCACUCUUGUUUCUCAAAUGCUGUUUUUUUUUCCAUAAAUAUGAGGAUGCAAGCGCUUGUAUGGGUAAUAAUUGCAUGAUCUGAUUGUUUUUUUCUGUUGGAAAUGCCGGAUAACUAAUUAUUUGUAUUUUGUUGAUGCAACAUCUUAAUUUAAUAACAAAUUUGGGGAUUAAAAGUUUUUGUAUUUGGACUUACAUGUACAUUGUAGAUUGUUCAAUAAUUUCAAUUAUGUAUGUAAAAAAAAUUUCUGUUGGAAAUGCCGGAUAACUAAUUAUUUUUAUUUUGUUGAUGCAACAUCCUAAUUUAAUAACAAAUUUGAGGAUUAAAAGUUUUUGUAUUUGGACUUACAUUGUAGAUUGUUCAAUAUUUUCAAUUAUGUAUGUAAACUUCUGCAGAUUUGUUUUGUUAUCAUCUCCAUGAUCAUCUUACUUACAGUAAAGCAGAAGAUUCUGUGGAAAAUGCGUUAAUAAAAGUCAUCCUCAGUAUUUUGGCAAUAAGUGUUCAUUGAUUUAAUGAUAUGAUUUUAUGACGUUUUUGUAUUUAUUCUUUUGAACAUGUGUGUCAACAGUUGUUGGCCUUAUUCAUUGUUAUAUUACAUUAUGAUUACUUAUUAUGCAUACGUUUGAAAGGUUUCCAAAAUAUUGUUUUUGAAAUUACAAAAUAAACUUAAAAAAACAAGUUCAAAAUCAUCAUCAAAAUCUCAAGUUUUUAGUGCAUUUAAUUACAUGUAGUUAGGAACAUAACAUUACCCUAAAUAUAAUAAUAAAUAUAAUGACAUGUAUUUAAAAAGUGUUAUGUACAAUUCAGAAAUAUUUUUACAUUAAUGAUGUAUCAUUUUGAUUUUAGUGGGGUGUAUUAAAGAAUGAUGUAAACCUUGUCAUGAAGUCAAAAUGUAUUAAAUGUAUAUAAUAUGAAGUGUUGUUACAAACUAGAGCUAUGCACCAUCAUACAUUACUAUGUUUGUAAUCAGCCUAUACUAAGAAGCUUUCAAAUAAGUGCAUUAUUGUUUAUAUGUGUCUUGUUCUGAGAAAAUUGGGCUUAGUGCAUGUGCGUAAAGUGUCGUCUCACAUUAGCCUGUGCAGUCCCCACAGGCUAAUCAGGGGCGACACUUUUCGCUUUUAUGGUAUUUUUAGUUUCAAGGUAGUCCCUCCUUACCGAAAAUCAAGUUUAGGAGGAAAGUGUCGUCCCUGAUUAGCCUGUGCGGACUGUACAGGCUAAUCUGGGAUGACACUUUAUGCACAUGCAUUAUGCCCAGUUUUCUCAGAACGCGGCUCAUAUAAGUCAUUCUAUGGUCAUGGUAAAGUGUGGACGUUAACAUGUAAUAAAAAUGAUGAAAAUUU